This is a messenger RNA of Eruca vesicaria subsp. sativa (arugula), 984 nucleotides long. Lineage: Eukaryota; Viridiplantae; Streptophyta; Magnoliopsida; Brassicales; Brassicaceae. The record is from the annotation of a GenBank genome assembly.
AUGACGACGACAACGACGGUGACCGUCAAGCUUUCUCGAUCAAAUCGAAUCUAUCGCUCUUCAGAAGCAGUGGAAGGAACAAUCGUGAUCAAAUCUCCUAAUUCCAUUUCUCACCAAGCGAUUCGUUUAUCAGUCAAUGGAUCAGUCAAUCUGCAGGUACGUGGAGGAUCAGCUGGAGUUAUAGAGUCUUUCUAUGGUGUCAUCAAACCUAUUCACAUACUAAAGAAGACGAUGGAGGUCAGAUCUUCUGGGAGAAUCCCUCCCGGAACUACAGAGAUACCUUUCUCUGUGAAUCUGAGGGAUUCUGGGGAAAGCAUUGUGGAAAAGUUCUACGAGACGUUUCAUGGAACAAAUAUCAACAUCCAGUAUCUGCUAACUGCAGAUAUACCACGUGGAUACUUGCAUAAACCUUUAUCUGCUACAAUGGAGUUUAUUAUCGAGAGCGGUAGAGUUGAUCUUCCUGAGAGGCCACUUCCUCCAGAAAUGGUUAUCUUCUACAUCACUCAAGACACUCAGAAACAUCCUUUACUUCCCGAGAUUAAGACAGGUGGUUUCCGAGUUACCGGAAAAUUAGCCACUCAGUGCUCUUUGCAGGAUCCACUUAGUGGUGAGUUAACAGUGGAAGCAUCUUCAGUGCCUAUUACUUCUAUCGACAUUCAUCUACUCCGUGUUGAGUCAAUAAUUGUGGGGGAGAGAAUUGUUACUGAGACCUCUUUGAUUCAGUCCACACAGAUUGCAGAUGGAGAUGUCUGCCGUAAUACCACUCUACCAAUCUAUGUUAUACUCCCUCGGCUUCUGGUGUGUCCAUCCGUUUUCGCAGGCCCCUUCUCAGUUGAGUUCAAGGUAUGCAUCACCAUCAGUUUCAAGUCGAAACUAGCCAAAGCACAACCGAAAUCUGAUCCUACGGCUCCAAGACUAUGGAUGGCAUUGGAGAGAUUACCGCUCGAACUUGCCCGGACAAAGCGAGAUCAGUUCAGCUGCUAA